GAUGUGCGACGAGAUAAAUUUAUGAUUGAAUCACAGUGGCAAUUGCGAUUCGAUUAGGUCGCUUUCAUGGAAGUGUUUCAGCAUUUUGCAGUAGAGAGAGGGAGACUAAUUCUGAGCCCUUGACGUUGUUCCCUGCAUGUGACUGGGUAUGUUAUGGACCCAAGUGCUAUGUGUCUAUCCAAGCUCCUCCUUGUCUUGCCUUGCUUUGCUUUGACCUUCAAUACCAUUGUUGUUGCCGCUGCUGCGUUGCUACUUCCGUCUUUUCACUCAUUGCCCUUUUUUCUCCCGAGUCUCUCUUCCGCUCGUGUGGUUGUUGCUCUCCCUCUGCUUCUUUUUCCUCGUCGCUGGUUUAGGACCCGUUCCUCUCAAUUCUAUUCCCCCUCGCAUACCUCCUUUUCCUUCAUCGCUACCCUUAUUGCACUCGAUACUACAAUAUCUUCUCUAUAACGGGUCUCCUUUUCUCAUGCAUUUCUGUCAUGUAGCUCCUCCGGGGAGUUAUCCUCUGCUUUCUUCUUCAAAACACCAUAUCUGUAUCUCUUUGUUUCCGCCCUUUUUAUCCCCCCCACCUUCCCAUGUCGUACAAAUAAUAUGUAGCACCUCCGCGGCCUAAGUUGGAUGGUCCACUGUCCAUUUCCUCUCACUGGCACCAAUCAAUAACAUCAAUCAGUCAAUUAUCCCGGCAUUUUGCCUCAUAAGAAUGCAAGUUUUUACGAAUUUUGGGUUUUGCACGCGAACUGAGGAAUUCACUUCUCUGGCAGUCAUACUUCAUGCAAUCAACGGACUGCUUGUUUUAGUUUAAGGGAAUAGAGACACAGAACCUCAUGGAUACUACAGCGGCAGCCGAGUUAGGGAUGGGGGAACCUGUAGUAGGGAUGGAUGGCGCGGGUUUUUGGGACGCAGGGGCACCAGGCCUAGAUCAGUGGGGUGAUAAUGAAGACGAUGAGUCGGUCGAGAAUGAUUUAUCUUGGGAUAGAGCAGGACCUCAUGGUAGUGCCGCUGUGGCCCAGGAGUACCAGCAAGCUUCUCAUUCAGGGUUUGGAAGAGGAAGAGCUAUUUCUGGAGCAGAACCUACACAGAAAGUGUUGCGAACAAUGCCUGAUGGAAAUAGAGGCCCUAAUCAUCAUAAUCAUAGUGGAAAUCAUCAAGGGUUUGGUGGCCACGGAGGCGGAAUUCAGUCGGGAAGGGGUGGUUCCGCUGCCGGUGGAGCGGGGUUGGCAGAUUUUGGUGCAGUAGGUUCUUCAUCAGCGGGAGCUGGAGCUGUGGGAAGGGGGCGCGGAAUGGGAAGCAUUUUUUACAAAACGAAACUAUGUAGUCGUUUCCGUAGCGGCAAUUGUCCUUACAGUACCAACUGCAAUUUUGCUCAUGGGAUGGAGGAACUGCGGAAGCCUCCGCCAGGGUGGGAAGAGUUUGUUGCUUCGCAAGAGUUUCCACCACCACCACCUAGUCAGCCUGGCGGUCAAGGGGGCUCAGGAUCUGCUGCUGGUUCGACGGAUUCGCAAGUUAGGUUUCACAAGACACGCCCUUGUAAGAAAUACUUUGGAGAGGGCAAUUGCCCUUACGGAGAGAAGUGCAACUUUUUGCACGAUGAACAUAGCGUUCCUCGUGCUGUUCGGGAAGCAAGAGAUGCUGCUGUGGCUGCGGCUUCUGGUGCAGUUGUUGCUGCCUCUCCCAAAGUUGAAAUGCAGCUCGCUCCAACAACGAAUGGAAACACGAAGGAGGGAGAGGGAGGUAGCUCGACUCCUGCAGGUUCUGCAACUCCCAAUGCUCGCCCUUCGAAUUGGAAAACUAGGUUAUGUAACAAAUGGGAGACUACUGGGCAUUGUCCUUUUGAAGAUAAAUGCCAUUUUGCUCAUGGGUCGGAUGAGUUGCAAAGAUACGGGGGAGGGCUACCGGAUUCAAGUGCUCCUGCUCUUUCUGACUCGAAGUCAGGAGGCACUCCUUCACAAGACACGGUUGCAGUGUCAUCGUACCAAAGACAUCAGGGAGGAGCGUCUUCUGCACGGUCUGGCUCGAAGGGGAAGAGUAACUGGCGAGGUCCAAAUGAGAUAUCGACAAUUUAUGGUGACUGGUGGAUAGAGGACGACGACUGGCAACGCGGGGCAACAACCACGAUCCACGAAGCCGCUGAACCUGAAAGUGAUGUACGGGGAGAGGUGCAGAGACGGACAACUUUUUCGGUUCCGUCUGCAUCAACACCAAAAACAGUGCCGUUUUUCAGGCGCAGCACUGGCUUGGAGCCUUCUAGGCAACAGAAUUUUACCCCAAUUAACAGAUGUGCAAUCGUAGCUCAAAUGGAUGGUGAGGUGAACCAGCAAAGCUUUCAGUAUGAAGGUGUAAAGGAGGAUGUCUAUGGAAGUGUGCUGCAACCUGAGCAAGGUUGGAGAAGGUAGCUCAGAUAAUUGGUUGCUCUUCAUCCAUCUUUCAUUAGUUGCAGUGGUGUAAAGUUAAAUUUCGCAACCACCGCCUCCAUGUCUGUCUUUCUCUUUGAUCUCAUAGACUUUACAGACGGUAAAUUUAUAACCUCAGUUUGUCACUGGAAAGUUGAACCUGUUUUACGAAAGCCCGACAUUACCUUGCCUUGUGAGAAUUCAUCAAGUAGUUCAAGCGCAAAUGGGUGUUCAUGCCUUUUGGGAAGAAUGGAGUGUCGUCUCCGAACACAGGAAGAUACGACGUCUUGUUCCUUAUCUUCCAGGACUGUUCCAAUCCCAGAAUCCGUUCUUAAAGCACUUGGGUCCGCUUUGGUUCACAGACACUUGCUAAUGUUGAACAUUUUAGCUACUUAGAAGUAUCUGUGACUGUGGCGAAUGUGCUAAUGCAUGGAACGGUAUGCUGUGCUAGUGCGUGUACAUACGAUCAGCACAAAUUGCUCCUGCAUUAGCCUCACUCAAUGUGAGAAGAGCUGGCUGUAUGAAUCCUGGGAGACCAGUUUGCUUUUGACAUGAGCUGA
Physcomitrium patens is the source of this 2947-nucleotide messenger RNA. RefSeq names its product zinc finger CCCH domain-containing protein 12. NCBI's taxonomy places the organism in Eukaryota, Viridiplantae, Streptophyta, Bryopsida, Funariales, Funariaceae. The record is from RefSeq and is a predicted model, not a curated record. Gene Ontology annotation, molecular function: metal ion binding; mRNA binding.